AUGUUUCAAAGCAUAAGGCUAGCCAGACUAGGCCAUGGUUUCCAAUCUGGUCUUAAAUCUGGUUUUCAAUCCAGUAUUAGAAUGAUGAGUUCAAUGAAUACAACAUCAAUAAAUUUAAUAAAUCCAAUAAUGUUAAAUUCUAUGAUUAAACCAGCUAUAAAUAAUAUAACUAAACAAAGUAUCAUGACACAAAUUCCAUCAAUAAAUAAGAUUAAUAAAAUUAAUCCAGUUAAUCCAUUAGAUAAAUCUAAACAAGAAUCAAAUUUAUUUGAAAUUAAAGAUCAAGAACAAAGUGAUGUAUCAAUGCAAUUAGAUUCUGUUAUGAGAAAAAGAAGAUAUAAAAUUAAGAAACAUAAAUUUAGAAAAAGAAGAAAAGCACAAAGAGAAUUAAGAAGAAAAUUAAAGAAAUAG
Molecule: messenger RNA, 411 nt
Organism: Hansenula ciferrii
Lineage: Eukaryota; Fungi; Ascomycota; Saccharomycetes; Phaffomycetales; Wickerhamomycetaceae
Gene: QRI5
Product: mitochondrial 37S ribosomal protein mS38
Exons: 1
Coding region: 1-411 (136 amino acids)
Biological process (GO): mRNA processing
Cellular component (GO): mitochondrion
Source: RefSeq, a predicted model, not a curated record